AUGCAGAAGGAGAAUGAGGACGUCGGAGAGUGGUGCUUGAUCGAAAGCAACCCAUGCAUUUUCUUCGAUAUGUUAUAUAGGAUGGGGGCAAAAAACAUAUCAGUAGAAGAUGUAUACGAUAUGGAAUAUUUUGAUGAUUAUAUAAAUAACAAAGAUAAGAUAAGUAUACAUAAUAUACUAAGUGCUGAAGAGUAUAAGAGUGAAGGCGAUAAAGUAAGUGAUAGUGAAAAUGGGAUGAAGAGCAGUUGUGCAGAAGAUAAAACAAUAUAUAAGAAUAACAUAUGUAUAGAAACUAAAUAUAAUAAAUUGUUAAAAAACAAUAGCUAUAUUUAUGGUAUUAUAUUCUUAUUCAAUAUAGGGAAAAAUUAUAAAAGGAAUAAAUAUAUAGAACAUGACGUUCCCGAAAAUUUAUUUUUUGCAAAGCAGGUUAUUUCUAAUGCAUGUGCAACACAAGCAAUAUUAUCUAUCGUUUUGAAUAAGGAUAUUGGACUAUGUGCUGAAAUAAAAAAUAUAAAAUCGUUUAGUAGAAAUUUUGAUAGUUCUAUGAAAGGACUCACAUUAUCAAACUGCAACUUUCUUCGUAAUAUUCAUAAUUCGUAUAAGACGCCUAUAUAUAUAGAUAAAGAGGACCAUCUGGAUGAUAAAAAAAGAUCGCAUGAUGCUUUUCAUUUUGUUUCUUACAUACAAUACGAUGAUAGGGUUUACUUGUUAGACGGAUUGCAAGAAGGACCAGUCUUGAUAGGUGAGGAAGGAACACCAGUGGGGGAAGCAGACCCAGUGGGAGAAAAAAAAAAUUGGAUCGAUCUUGCCAGGGAGCACAUUAAAAAAGAAAUUAAUGAAAUGUGCAACUCAAAGGAUGAUAGAGAAAACAGGUUUAAUAUUUUAACUAUUAUAAAAGAUAAGCAAAGUAUUAUUCAAAAUUUUCUUAACAUCCAUAGAAUUAUCAGACAGAGAACAAAUAUUAAAUUAAUAAGUUUAGGUGAAAAUAUUGAACUAAAUGAUGAAAUUAAUGAAGAUGAUUAUAAUUCUGCGAAUUUACCUUCCGUCGAUGAUUUACCUGAUGAUGUAAAUAAAUUAUAUGAUAUUUUACAAAAUGCAAAUUUUGAAAUUGACUAUUUAGAAAGACUUUUAAAUGAACAGAUAGAAAUAAAAAAUAUGUGGAAUAAAGAACGCACUUUUAAAUUCUUCAAUUUUUACCCAUUUAUCAUGUCUUCUCUCAAUCUUAUGGCCAAACAUAAAAUUUUAAAAGAUAGCUACCAAAAGGAAAAACUAAAAAAAUCAACGGCCUGA
Messenger RNA from Plasmodium malariae, 1290 nucleotides. Its product is annotated as deubiquinating/deneddylating enzyme, putative. The record is from RefSeq and is a predicted model, not a curated record. Gene Ontology annotation, biological process: ubiquitin-dependent protein catabolic process; protein deubiquitination. Gene Ontology annotation, molecular function: cysteine-type deubiquitinase activity. The transcript has a single exon. The coding region runs from base 1 to 1290 and encodes 429 amino acids. Gene Ontology annotation, cellular component: cytoplasm. NCBI's taxonomy places the organism in Eukaryota, Apicomplexa, Aconoidasida, Haemosporida, Plasmodiidae.